UCGGCAGAUCAAAGCGGCAGCUGAUUGGUCGGGUCCGACAGAGAGCCUGGCGAGCGCGCUUGCUUGAUCCUACGCGCCCAACGCUAGUCAGUGUUUGGCAAAGGGCGCCGCCGGUCACAGUAUAAACGAAGACUGUAGCACGUGCGAUCGCGGAGGCGACUACGACAGUGACAGUCCGCGCCGCGGCCGUUUACAAACGGCGGACUGCGAUCUCGACAAAAGAAAUACUGCGAUUUACCGCGUAUCAGGAUGGUGGUGACGCGCGCGAACGACACGGUAAUAAUAUCGUGGCCAUAGUGAUCUAGUGAAGCGGGCUGUGAUGCCGCUGUGUCGUGUUUUCAAGUGAACCAUGCCACACGUCUCGUCCAGUGGCGGCGGCGAUGAUCUCGGCAGCACCGAUGAGGUUAAGGUGUUCAAAGACGAGGGCGACGGCGAAGACGAGAAGAGGUCCUCGGAGAACCUCACCGAGGAGAAGAGUAGCCUUAUCGAUCUCACCGAGUCGGAGGAAAAGUCUGGCGGAAGUUACAAUACUUCUAGUAAAAAUGCCCAGCGAACAGAUCACAGUCCAGUCUUUGGCAAAGUCGAGCCGUCGGCGCACACGUCCUCGUUCAACAUGGGAUACCUUAUGUCCCCCUACGGUUACGCCAAUGGAGCGGCUGGACCCAUACCCGUAUCAAUGGCGGGAAAGAUGGGACUGGGCCCCACGGGACACAUGCCCCCGUUCUUCUGCCAUAACGGCGACCCCCUGUCGCAGCCACCACCGGCCCACAUGGGCAUCCCCCCCUACCAGCUGGACGGGAAGGGAGGCGCGGGCGCCAUGGGACUCACCCGACCACCCAUGUACCCUUUUUCUGCUGGCCAGUAUCCCUACCCCAUGCUCAGCCCGGAAAUGUCGGCGCAGGUUGCCACCUGGCACACGCCGAGUAUGUACCCCCUGUCGCCGGGCGCGGGAUUCCGCAGCCCCUAUCCGACGUCACUGCCCAUCUCGACGAGCAGUUUGUCCAGCGAUUUUUAUCGAUUCUCGCCGACCGGAUUGAUCCAGCCGCAUCCGGGUUUGUCGCCUCACCCUCCCCACUUGGCCUCGCAUCCCGCUAUCGUCACGCCCGGACCUAAACAGGAAUUGCCCGACAUCAACCACAAACCUCUCAACUUGACGAUCAAGAAAAUGCCGAUCGCCAUCGUCGCUCCGUUUUCGCGUAAUCUCAAAGAGGACGGUGACGACGCUUCCGUGAAACGCCCGUGCGAUUCGCCGCAGGAUUUGUCGCUCAAGAAGCGCGAAAAUCGCGAUCUCGGUCUCGAUUUGACGACGAAGACGAGCCCGAGCGAACAACUGAGGAGUUAUCUGGCGAAAGGUGACGAUACCCGGACCACCACUUACACGAAGAAUACGUACAAUUCGUUCGGCGAGUAUCCGAAUCCGGAAGGGUAUUCGUUGAUGAACGACUUGGAUAGGAAAUUGUUAACCACGUGGUACGUGAACUCGAUCUUGGGUCGUCCGAGUCCGUACUUUGGUUUCGGCGGCGGCGGGGCGCUCGAAAAAACCGCCCCCGGCGGCGGUUCCAAUAAGAUUUUGAAUAAUUUGCUCGAGCAGAAACCCUACGUAACUUACAAGUUCCCUAGCGGGUUCGACGCGCUCAUCAAGAAUGAGAUGGACGGCGACAAGAAGGAGAAAAACGGGGAACGGGGGUCCCAAUCGGAUCACAAGAACAACAUUGACAAGAACAAUCAGGAUAACGAAAAAAAGAAGCCCCACAUUAAGAAACCCCUCAACGCCUUCAUGCUGUACAUGAAGGAGAUGCGCGCUAAGGUGGUGGCCGAGUGCACGCUCAAGGAGAGCGCCGCCAUCAACCAAAUACUAGGACGACGGUGGCACGCGUUGGGCCGCGAGGAGCAGGCCAAAUACUAUGAGUUGGCACGCCGCGAGAGGCAACUGCACAUGCAACUCUAUCCGGAUUGGUCGUCGCGCGCCAACGCCACCCGCGGCAAGAAGAGGAAACGCAAACAAGACCCCGCAGACGGAGGUAACAGUAUGAAGAAGUGCCGGGCCAGGUACGGGUUGGACCAGCAGAGUCAGUGGUGCAAACCUUGCAGACGCAAAAAGAAAUGCAUACGAUACAUGGAGUCGGGCGAGAGCAACGACGGUAACCAGUCGGACGACAAUCUAGGAAGUUGCGGGAGCAUGGGGGACGCUCACACGCCUCCCGACGACGACGCCGAGAGUCUUAACCAGUCGAUGUCGAGUCCCGGCGGCUUAUCGGCGUUCAGCAGCCUGACGAGUCCCGGCGGCAUGGUACUGCCCAGUCCGUCGACGAGCGUCGCCAGUCCGUCGGUGAGCGUCGCCAGUCCGUACAUGCUCCAGAGCCCGCUCACUCCCCACCACCACCAUCACCACGACGGUUAUGACGCGGCGGCGAAACUGACGCCGCACCAUCAUCAGCAGCCGCCACCUCCGCCGCCUCCGCCGCCGCCGCCGCCGCCCCGCAAUCCAGUCGGGACCAACCCCCACGACAUAAACAAUCCGUUGAGCGUGAACCAAUUGACCGGACAGUGCGUGGUGAGGAACGAUCCCGCGGAUACGAACGGCAAAGAAACGUCGACGCGGUCCAUCAUCAGUGUUACGUAGCGUAGGACGGGCGCGCAAGCCACCUGUGAUCAUCGUCGAUACGUUUGCGCGUAGUGACCGCCGCCGCCGCCGCGAGAGGGCGCCGAGAGUUCGUCUUUUGUUUUGUUUUUUUUUUACUACUGCGUAACAUAAAUGUCAUUUGCCAAAAUCACCUCUAUAUAUACGAUUUAUAUAUAUCUAUAUAUAUAUAUAUUAUAUAUAUAUAUACAUAGUAAAUACCCUAUUUUAUAUAUUUUUUAGAGUAUACGUUCAAGGGCGGCGCGAAUGUGGUCGCGCGGCCGGGAAACGAGAACUGUGUUGUACAAAAAUUAUUAAUUAAUCGAUUGAAUCGUUAAUCGCAUUGUUAAUUAAUUUAAUUAAGUGGUUAUUUGCAGGAUGAACUCGUUUUCUCGGAAAAAAUAAUAAUACAACCUCAAAACAGCUCGGUAGUCCGUGGUAACAUUUUCCAUUUCCGUCACGUUGUGCAUAGAGUCAAGAUCCUUUUUUUUUUAUGUUAAUAUUUCGUAGACACCGUAAGACUAACCACGGUAUAGUAUCUUGCAAGUUUGAUCUUUUAACGGGACCAGGAGUUUCAAAAUGUAAGAGCUUUUUCAAAUAAUACUUAUUUGGCUUCAUAAAAAAUGUAGUCAGUUAAAAUAAUAUUGGAAGUCAUGUGUUUAAAGAUCGAGACAAAGUAAUAUAGUCUUGGAAAGUUGUCCUUUUAUAGGGACUAGGAAACUUUUUGAAAUAACGGUUAUUCAGUUUUUAAAAGAAUUAUGGUCUUUUGAAGUAUUAUCGAAAGUAAAGUUCCUGUUGUAAAAGUUCCAGGGAAAAUAAAAUGAAAUGUAGGAAGUUUGUUCUUUUAUAGAGUCCAGGGAUUCAAAAAACCAAGAGAUUUUUCAAAUAAUGCUUAGUUGGUGUCAUAGAAAAUAUGGUCAGUUAAGGUAAUAUCAAAAGCAUAGUUCAAAAGAAAGUAAUAUCAAAUGACUUGGAGGUUCGUUCUUUUAAGGGGACUAGGAAUUCAAAAAAACUUUUUCAAAUAAUGGAAAAUAAUACGAAAUUUGAUUUCGAUUGAAAAACAUCUUUUUAAUAUGUAGCCAUUUUGUGCCCCAUUUUGGUUUUUCGAUUUUCCAUCAUAUUCUUUUAAAAAAAGCCAUAUUUCUGUGUUGCUUGAAAAAUGUGCUUAGUUCGUUGAGUUUUAAACGUGUUUAAAACUUCAACUUGAAGCAGUUUUUACGUAUAACAAAAAUAUUUUUUUUUUAAUGUGAAGGUAGUAUUAUAAAACAAAUUUGAAAUCAAAAUUUGAAUAUUUGGAACUAUUGUUUCUAAGCAUUUCAAAUUCUUGUCGUUAAUAUUUUAGUUUUAUUUUACUCUUACCACCUCUUUUUUUAUCAAAACUAUUUAUGAUUGGAAAUAAUCGAAACGAUUUUUUGAACUACGUACUUUUUUUACUUUUCUAAAAGCUGUAAAAAAUUUGUUUUUGCAUAUUUUGAGCAGCUAUUUUUUUUUCAAACAAAUUUUCCCAGGUUACGUUAAUUACCUUGUAAAAUCAACGUAAUCUGCGAACAACGCGGAAAACGUAUUUUCGAAAAUGCGAGGCAUUUUCCAAAAUAAAUUUCUGAUUUUUAAAUGCAAAAAUGUUGCCACGGACCCGUGCUCGCGACAUCAUUCGCGUCGGUCCGUUUUUUGCUAUUAAUUUGGAAGAAUUAAUGUUCCUUGUGCCACCAGAGUUUACGUUAUUCACAUUUUGUACCUACGUGACAAUUUGGUUUCUCCGUAUAGCACGACUAAGAGAGAAAACGACCCCUUUGACUAAAACCCGAAUACUUUUCUCAUUGAUUAGUCUUAAAUUGUUACACAAACCUGUAAUUACAUUGUACAUAGACAAAUGUUAUAUACAUAAUAUGAUAAUAUUAUGGUUUUUCGUGAGGCGUAGUGUUUGACUUUUUGGAAAUUUUAUUUGUUAACUUUUUUUUAUAUCUAUGUGCGAACGUUCGCGUUAUACCUUUCGUUUUAAAUUACGUUUGUUUCUUUCCGGUCGUUCUCCCUCGCGAGUUUUUUUACAUUUUUUCAGGCGUUUUCAGUUUUAUUUCGUUUACUGUAAAAAAAAAAAAGAAUGAUGUGAUAUUUUAUAUACUAUGAACGUUUUGGUUUAGCGUCCUUCCUCAGGAUUACUGCAUUUACGCGUUCGUGGCCCCCCACCGGACGCCCCCCCGGUGUAUCUACGAAAAAAAUCGGAGAGUCGCUUGCCCAGAGGGUUUCAUUUUUGUGCAAUAUUGUGCGCCGGGGCGGUCGCGGGGCGGGGGCGGAUCGUUUCCGAGUGUUUUCUCAAUCCGCCCCGGGGCGGGAAAAAAACGAACAUAAAAAUACUACCGUGCCAUAUUACAAUUCGGGAGGCGGGGAGGGGGGGACGUAGAAUUUAGGAAACCAUCGCUAAAUAAACGACUGCCUAGGUUUUAAACGGUUAAUUUUAAGUUUUUCCCUUCGAUUUUUCCAUAAGUGCAAUGUAAAGAAAAUAGAAAUACGUUUUUUUUUUUUUUUUGCGAUCACGAUACGCGGGACGAGCCGCAACGGCCAUGUUUGGUUCUCGCGGUCCGCACACCCCCGUGCGUUUCGAGCGGGGGGCGUUGUGAAUGCCCCCUCCCGGCGACGAUGUACUUGACAUGUAGGUUAAUUGAAAUAUAUAUGUAUAAAUAAAAUUAGAAUCUACUAUCUAGGAAGUUAAUAUCUUUGUAAGUAGCAUCUGUUCGUAACAUCGUAUAGGUUAGGAUCAUUCAAUACAAUAAAAAACAUCAAAAUCUGGACUUUAUUUUUUUCCUGAUUCGGAGGAGGUUUGUCCGCAUCAUACAGCUAAUGAACUUCUGUCGCACUUAACGCCUUGCGGGUUGUUAAAAUAUCUGGUCGAAUUCUAAUUACGUUCGACAUCGUCUCGCAGCCAAGGAUGUUAUAUGGUGCCUCUGUGUCUGUACUGCACUAUUUGUGAUAGUGCGAUCUGCGUCGGACCAAAGUGUGGGCUCGUCAGUAUCGAUUUCAGAAAUUUGACAAAAAAAAACAUUGAGAAAUAAUUCCUAAAAAGUUGAUAACAUGUUCUAAAAUCGAUAUUUGUUCGUUGUUUUACAAUUGUUACAAUGACUCGUCUAAUUUUUUUAGCAAAUAAUAUUUGCAAAUGUUAAGUAUUUUCUUCACUGAUUUAGUUGGCCAUGCGACUUGGGCCAUUUGGCCAGCUUACAAAUAUUGGUAAAGAUAAUUCAAAAUUCCUAAUGGGCGCCUUCCUAAAAAGCAUCCUUCAGGUUAGUUAACUUAUUCGUACAAAGGUUAACGAUUCGCGUUCGUCACGGACCAACCCAUUUACUGACCCUCGGCGACAAAAAUUGUUUUUAACUGAAAAACCACGAAACCGCCCUACAUUUAUAUCAUCAAAAUGACGCGAACUGUUCACGGAGAUCCGACACGCAACAAUUUAUGCGAAAACAGAUUUUAAACGUCGAAAAACCCGGAUACUGUAGGCAGCGGACAAGGAUCGACCUGUCUCGUGCGAUGUCACCCAGAGAAUAGAAUUUGUGUGUAGUUAUUUUUGAAGGACGGCCAUAUUGGUUUCCCCAUUUUGAGUUUUCGAGAAUUAAUACCGAAUUCUCACUACGUUAAACAUAAAAGGCUCAUUUACAAUCAAUCUGUGCAAGGAAUAUUUUUUUAUAUAUUGCCAAAGUUUUUGUAUCUGGUUACAGUGUGCGGCGUUCCACAAACAACAUGACCGCUGACAUUUGGUGAAUUCGUCAGGUUUCAGAUGUUAAGUGCGUGGUAAUCGCUUAAAAGGAAAAUGGUGCGAAGUGCAUUUUAACUUUAGAUGUGCAUACGGAAAAAUACGACUCUUGCAACGGGUUAAAACUUAUAGAUCCGUACUCCCUUUAUGAAGUUUCGACCCAGAACGCUGCCUUUGGAUUAAUAUUAUUUUAGGUAGGAGUGGGUGGUAUUGACAAAAAAAAAUCACACUCUGUAUUGUAAGACACGCUGCUGCAUUACGAAAGGAUUAAAUUAAAAAUAUGUUUGCUACAGCACUUAUGGGGUUGUAUUUUCUAAUUGAAGCAAUUUGUCUUGGAUUGAUUCAAGAGUUUUGUGUCUUUCUAUUUUCUAUUAUUUAUAAUUUCCCGAUAAAGUAAAUGCAACCUACCCCUACCCCUUACUCACGAGACGAAAUUGAAUAUACCUUACACGUGGUCUACGUAAAGGCCGCACCCUUAAUUAUAGUCCAAAUUGUACGAUAACACAACAAAUGGAGGUACUAUAUAACAGCCUUAUUUAUUUCCACGAGGCCUUUAUGUGGUCAAGAUAGAAUAUCAGAUAAAGUAAGUUCCUUUGAUCUAAUUUGCGAGUAACCAAAAUUCAAAAUUAUCACUAGAAUAAUAACAGAAUUGGUUUUAAAAUUUUUCUGUUUCGAAGAUUAUUUUUCAGAUAAAGAUCACAAUCAAAGACAGAAACAAAUGCUUGUUUUAAGAUAGGUAACCUGUAUCAAUUCGUGCUUAUUUCCAUUAUUAUUAUCCCUUAGAUUGGAUUUUCUCCCAAAGUUUCUAAGUGAACUUUUAAUAGCUCAAUGUUAAACUGCCGGAAAAGCCUUGUAUUUUGUUGUUUCGCAUUCGCCAUUUUAUUCUGGAAAUCAUUCCCUCCUAUAUUCCCCAGUGUUGUAAAGAUUUGGUUUAAGGCUAUACUCUUAUUUAUGGAUAAAGGCAUCACCCAAGGCGAAUGACUAACAAGGAAAAAAUAAAUUAGGUUAGGUAAUCCACUAAAGGGCGCAGCUAAAAGAAGAGCUAUGCAUUUUCCCCCUCCUCUCUUUAACAGCGGCUCUCUGGUACUCAAACUUGGACCAUGCUGUUAAUCUGUGGGGACUUU
Cylas formicarius (sweet potato weevil) is the source of this 7486-nucleotide messenger RNA. RefSeq names its product protein pangolin, isoforms A/H/I/S (gene pan). Gene Ontology annotation, molecular function: RNA polymerase II cis-regulatory region sequence-specific DNA binding; DNA-binding transcription factor activity, RNA polymerase II-specific. The transcript is spliced from 11 exons. Gene Ontology annotation, cellular component: beta-catenin-TCF complex. The record is from RefSeq and is a predicted model, not a curated record. Lineage: Eukaryota; Metazoa; Arthropoda; Insecta; Coleoptera; Brentidae. Gene Ontology annotation, biological process: regulation of transcription by RNA polymerase II; canonical Wnt signaling pathway. Bases 350 to 2623 code for a protein of 757 amino acids.